Molecule: messenger RNA, 2272 nt
Organism: Chinchilla lanigera (long-tailed chinchilla)
Lineage: Eukaryota; Metazoa; Chordata; Mammalia; Rodentia; Chinchillidae
Gene: Mfsd12
Product: major facilitator superfamily domain containing 12
Exons: 10
Coding region: 189-1646 (485 amino acids)
Biological process (GO): carbohydrate transport
Cellular component (GO): membrane
Molecular function (GO): symporter activity
Source: RefSeq, a predicted model, not a curated record
CCGCCCCGCCCGGGCCGCAAUGACCCGGCCCGCGGGCUCCACCGCCUCAUAGGAGGUCGCGGGUGGCGCGGGGAGGACAGCGGCGCGAGGAGUAAGCGGAGCGCGGCGCGGGUCCCCGGCUGCCCGGCCGGGUCCCUCUGCGCCGGGUGGACGCCGCCACCGCCACCGCCACGGCCACCACCCGCGCCAUGGGCCCGGGACCCCCGGUGGCCGGGGCGGGGGCGGCCCCGCGGCCGCUGUCGCCGGCGGCGCGGCUGAGCUACGCCGUGGGCCACUUCCUCAACGACCUGUGCGCGUCCAUGUGGUUCACCUACCUGCUGCUCUACCUGCACUCGGUGCGCGCCUACAGCUCGCGCGGCGCCGGGCUGCUGCUGCUGCUGGGCCAGGUCGCGGACGGGCUGUGCACGCCGCUCGUGGGCUACGAGGCCGACCGCGCCGCGGGGGGGCGCUGCGCGCGCUACGGGCCCCGCAAGGCCUGGCACCUGGCGGGCACCAUCUGCGUUCUGCUGUCCUUCCCCUUCAUCUUCAGCCCGUGCCUGGGCUGCGGGGCAUCCACCCCCGAGUGGGCCGCACUGCUGUACUACGGGCCCUUCAUCGUCGUCUUCCAGUUCGGCUGGGCCGCCACCCAGAUUGCGCAUCUGAGCCUCAUCCCAGAGCUGGUCACCAGCGACCAUGAGAAGGUGGAGCUCACAGCUCUCAGGUACGCCUUCACCGUGGUGGCCAACAUCGCGGUCUACGGGGCCGCUUGGCUGCUGCUGCACCUGCAGGCCUCCGCGCACGCGGGGCCCACCGAGGACAUCACCAUGGCUGGCCAGCUGGGUGACCAGGACGUGCCCGUGUUCCGGAACCUGUCCCUGGCAGUGGUGGGUGUGGGAGCCGUCUUCUCUUUGCUGUUUCACUUGGGCACCCGUGAGCGGCGCCGGCCGAGGCGGGUGGAGGAACCAGAUGAACACAGUCCCCUGGUGUCCCCGGCUGCUCGGCCCCUGCUGCUCUGGAAACACUGGCUCCAGGAGCCAGCUUUCUACCAGGUGGGCAUCCUGUACAUGACCACAAGGCUCAUUGUGAACCUGUCCCAGACCUACAUGGCCAUGUACCUCACGUACUCCUUACACCUGCCCAAGAGGUUUAUCGCGACCAUCCCACUGGUGAUGUACCUCAGUGGUUUCUUCUCCUCCUUCCUCAUGAAGCCUCUCAACAGGUGCAUCGGGAGGAAUUUCACCUACUUCGCGGGGCUCCUGGUGGUUCUGGCCUUCGCCGCCUGGGUGGCGCUGAGCAACAGGCUGGGUGUGGCAGUGUACGCGGCAGCCGUGCUGCUGGGCGCGGGUUGCACCACCAUCCUGGUCACCUCGCUGGCCAUGACAGCCGACCUCAUCGGUCCCCACUCGAGCGGAGCCUUCGUGUAUGGCGCUAUGAGCUUCUCAGACAAGGUGGCCAACGGGCUGGCUGUCAUGGCCGUGCAGAGCCUUCACCCCUGCCCCUCAGAGCUGUGCUGCAAGGCCUGCAUGGGCUUCUACCACUGGGUCAUGGUGGCUGUGACAGGCGGCGUGGGUGUGGCUGCCACCCUGGCGCUCUGCAGCCUGCUCAUCUGGCCCAUCCGCCUUCGCCUUCGGAACCAGGACCAUCUGCAGAUCCCAGAAACUUCCUGACCUGGAGGCAUAGCAAGAGGACGUGACUCAGCUUGGGGCACAGGAGGGUUGGGGUUGGGCAGGUGGCCCAGGAGGACAAAAAGGUCCGCGAUCAGAUGUGAAGUGGUGUGCCUGCCCGGUGCGCUGGGCUGGGAGGCCUCAGAGGCGGAAGGCUUCUCAGGCUGGGAGCCGGGAGGGCUCUCCUGAGGCAGCGCAGGCAGCAUGUGCGAAGGCCCAGGACAGUGUAUACACAGGGGAAGGACUGGGAAAGACCAGAGCUGCCAUACUAGGGGGUGGGGUGGAGAGAUGCAGCUGGAGAAGAACCCCAUAUUGUGCUUUUUGUUGAGGUGCCGGGGAUGGAACGCCAGCCUUUGGGUUUUCUGUUUGGAGCCAGGGUCCUGCUGCGCUGCCCGGGCUGAGCUCCAGCGGGUGUUUAAUUUGCUGUGUGCGUUCGAGGCCCCUGGCCCCAAAAGGGUCGAGCCUGUGUCCCACGCUGCCAGCCCCAAGGCCGCCAAGCUGCACUGCAGGGGGACAAGAAUCUGGAGGAGACCAGGUAGCGGGGAGGGAGAAGGGGCCACCACACAGCAGGACACGACAGACACAUCCCCUCACGGCUGAGACUCGGGGUCCCCAGAAGUGAGAGACGG